This is a messenger RNA of Magallana angulata, 3068 nucleotides long. Its product is annotated as solute carrier family 49 member 4 homolog. Gene Ontology annotation, cellular component: intracellular membrane-bounded organelle; membrane. Bases 1471 to 2931 code for a protein of 486 amino acids. Gene Ontology annotation, molecular function: transmembrane transporter activity. NCBI's taxonomy places the organism in Eukaryota, Metazoa, Mollusca, Bivalvia, Ostreida, Ostreidae. The transcript has 11 exons. The record is from RefSeq and is a predicted model, not a curated record. Gene Ontology annotation, biological process: transmembrane transport.
GAGCUAGGAAAUAUAUAUGAUCAUAUAUAACGCAUUUUGUCGAGUCAACUAAAAUUGAUAAGCUGAAAAAACACCCUUUUUACCAUUGUCGACUCGGACCCUUCAUCACAAGGACCGGUAAACUCGUAUCUUCCUUCAGCGAUCUGAUCAAACAGCUCCUCUUGAUCACUGCUGGGGCUACACAUCAUUACAAGUUAAAGUGAAAACUAGUUGAUUUGUUUUUUUUUUUAAUUCUAUAUAUAGAAAGUGCACUAAGCAGUUUGUUCCACCCUUCGAAAGAUACUAGUUGCAAUGUGACCAACACAUAAAUAAAUAAAUUAAAUGAAAAUAAUUAUAUCUAUUUAACGCAUUUAAAAGUUUCCAUCAUAGCAAAAACAGCGUAAAAAACACCAUGUUCAUACCUUUAAGAAUGCCGUUGACUCAGGGUUUGAGUUGUCAAACUCGGAUUGUUUUAAAGUUCAAUGUCAUGACUAAAAUUUGUUCUAAACACAAAAGCAGUUAUAAAAUGAAUUAUUAUUGACAUAACAUUCGAUAUUUGACUAUAUUAUGGAAUCAGACUCAAGGACUUAUAGCAUAACAGAGGAAAUUCGGACUUAAUUUUGCAGGUUUUGUUUUCCGCUAAAAAAAUUUUGGCGUACUCUAAAAUUAAAAUUAAAGAAUCAUAUGUUAAUCAGUAUGACUUUUUAUAUAUUUUCUGUUUCAUGGUAUUAUUUCAUUUAAACAUAAAGAUAUCGUAUGGCUCAAAAUGCAAAAAUAUUGAAAAAUGCUAAAAAAAAAUGUCAAAGCUAGACACCUUAUCUCAAAAUUUUGAUGAUUUACCUCAUAUAAAUCUUAUACCAGGAGAAUAAGGUCGUUAUAAGUAGUUUAAUAUUUUAAAUGUUUUUGUAUUAUCGUCAUUUCAUUUUUGUUAAUUAAAAAAACCAAUGGGUAGAUAUUUGAAAACUUGUAGAGGAAAUUCGGACUGAGGUAUUUUUAUUAACAAAUCAAAUCUAAUAAUUUAACUAGUGCCACUCCUAUUCAUAGGCUGUAUUUUGUUAUUUAAAGAGUUUAAUUAUUUGUAAUAUUUUCAAAUUAACAACUAACGCUAACCCUUAGAGAAAUUAUCACAUGCAUUGAUGUACUAGUAUGUCAUAAUCUCCUUAUGGAGGAGAUAACGUGUGAAUGAACGAAUGAAGGAUAGCCUUGAUUGCGCUUACUACACGUUAAUCUAUUUGAUUGUUGAGGCUAUUAACAUAUGCUUUUAAAUUCUUUGUAUGUUAAAGAAAUCAAGUUUCAGGACAUUAAAUAAUCCAUGAAUUUGGCAUAAUAAUUCUUGCUGUAGAUAUCUAAAUUUAAAAAUUCAAUGCAGAAAAAUGCAUAUUAUAUGACAUACAUACACUCAGAUAUGUCCGUUCAAUAUCACAAAGUUUUUAUCCCUUACCAUCUAAGCAUUUUGUUUUUUAUUGUUGCAGAAUUGAUGGACUAAAAAAAAUGAACUUAUGUUAUCUAAAACAUAUCAUAUUAAGGCGUGCGUGUACUGGGAUAUCAUUUAUCUUAAACUGUUAUCAUUUAUCAACAAAAAAAACCAAGACGGGACAGUUGUGGAGUUUUUCGAGAGUGUUACCAGAAGACAUGACUACCGAAAGUAGUCCAGAAACUGAGCUACAGGUGUACGGCGUCCGUUGGUACUUAUUGUCUGUUGUCUCGCUCAAUUGUUGUCUCCAGACUGCCGUGUGGGCGGAGUUUCCACCCAUCGCUCAAUCGGCUAAACUAGUCUAUGAUUGGUCAGAUUCUGACAUCAACAUGUCUUUGAACUAUGGAAAUAUUGGCACCAUUGUUCUUUUGCCACCUAUGAUCUGGAUUGUAUUUACAAAAGGCAUGAGGACAGCCGUGAUAUUGUCCACCUUCUUGAUGGCAGCGGGUACCGGACUAAAGGCCCUCCCAGUCGGCAAUGAUCUGAAUUCAUGGCUUAUUCCCAUUGGACUUUUCUUGAACGGUUGUGCAUACGCCAUGACGGCGGUUGGGGCGACUGUCCUAUCGGAGACGUGGUUCCCGCCCUCUCAGCGCGCCACCGCUACCGUAAUCUACAUAAUUAGCGCCGCUGCUGGAGGGGCUCUUGUCUUCAUCGUAGGACCUGCUGUUGUACCGGAACCAAUCGCAUUAUGUGACAAUAUCACGUGGUCAAUGAAUUCAAAUUGCAGUGAACAAAACAAAACAUAUACAAAUUCGUACGAGGUACACGAAGGUUUGAAAGUUUUAAACGUCACAGCCUCCACAACCACCCAGUGUCACGGCGAAUACACAACGACUGGGGCUGGUGGAGGGAUUCAAAACAGCCCUCCGGCAAUGGAGAUUUUGGCACUUGGCGUUGUGUUGUGCUAUUCCCGCCUCAGUUUUCAGCGCGUGGAUUACGACAACGGAAGUCGUGCUACACCCAUUUGGGAUAUCUCAAAAGCUGGGUGGAUGUCCUUUUCGGGUGCUAUUGGUGGGACUCUAUUUGGAAUGGUCCUAUCUAGAUUGUCCGACGUCUUUUACCGCAAGAUGAAAGUUAUAAUGAUGGUCAUGUUCAGCAUCGCCACUGUGUCUCUCCUUCUUUUCAUUUUAAUUUUGAUUAAAGUAUUAUCCAAUGAACACUGGUCAUUCUAUUUCACGUUCAUUGCUGCCUGCGUUGUGACUCUUGGAACUCAGCCGCUCUACUACGAAAUUGCGUGCGAGAACCUGUUUCCGGUCUCAGAAGCCGUUAUAUCAGGUUUAUUGGGGUUUCUAAACAUUGUCAGCAACACCUUAUUUCUCCUGGUGACAAUUAUACCUAACAUAGGUACCAUGUGGCUAAACUGGGCGGUGUUUGUGACGUCAUUACUGUCCGUUGUGGUGCUGUACUUAUUCAAAGAGGAGUACAGGAGGAUGGACAUAGAUUUACCAGUCAGCCAAUCAAAAGACUCGAAACUGUGAACAAAGAUGUUUCUGACAGCGCUGUCACCAUUUUACCGUAACUAUCAUUUACGGACACUAUUUCACGGACACUAUUCCUUGAUCCACCAACUUCCAAGUACUUCAAAUAAGUUUCGAUAAAAUGCUGUAUUGUAUGU